CUGCCGUCGACGCCACGACGCUCCUCACAUUAACCGAACGAAAAUAAUCGGAAAAUUCCGAACAGGACACGUACUAGCAUGAGUCGGGUGCAGGCCGAAAGCUCGUCACGUUCGGAGAGCGAUAGGAAAAAAUAAAACGCGAAAAAUGAGGUGUAGAUCUCGAUGUGCGUCUGAUGGUACCUAACGACGAUAACGACGCGCGAUAAAAACAUCGGUAAAACGGUCGCAGGAAGGUGUGAAAAGGAUACGUAUCGUGUGUUUGGGAGAGUAGACACGCACAUGUACAGAGCGUAAGGAUAAGGAUGGCGGCGGCGUCGCGUUUUCAUAGUCGCGGACGAUUGCGGUCUUGGUUGACCGACGCCUCUGGUCGCUCAGUACAGUGAAGAAACAUGGAGGUAUGCCGUUGUAUUUGUGUAUCAUUAGAUGAGCAGACAGUGAAAAGACGACCGAGGAAACGGGAAAACCAGGUUGGCCGCAGCACAAGAGGCAGCGGCUCAGCAGAAGGCAGCUCAACAGCAGGCAGCGAAAGGGAUAACGAAACGGGGGAUACGGGCGGGCGCAGCUGAUAGAAUGGGGGGCGCAAGCACGGCUGCCGGGGCGCAAGCGGGAGGACAGGGACCAACGUCCUUGUUCAUCCUGUCGGAGGAAAACAUCAUCCGCAGGUACACGCGCUUUAUAAUCGAGUGGCCUCCUUUCGAAUAUGCCGUGCUUUUGACAAUCAUAGCGAACUGCGUGGUGCUGGCGCUCGAAGAGCACUUGCCUAGCCAGGACAAGACUAUGCUAGCACUGAAACUAGAAAAAACGGAAACUUACUUUUUAGGUAUCUUUUGCGUAGAAGCGUCAUUGAAAAUACUAGCGUUAGGUUUCGUACUGCAUAGAGGAUCGUACCUAAGGAACAUUUGGAAUAUCAUGGAUUUUUUUGUUGUACUUACAGGGUUUGUGACGAUGUUUACUCUGGAUGUCGAUGCUGUGGAUCUGCGCACCUUACGCGCUAUACGAGUACUAAGACCUCUCAAGCUAGUCUCUGGUAUCCCUAGUCUGCAAGUAGUUUUAAAAUCCAUCAUCAAGGCAAUGGCCCCAUUGCUACAGAUAGGGCUACUGGUGCUAUUUGCCAUCGUUAUUUUUGCUAUUAUUGGUUUAGAAUUUUAUUCGGGUGCGUUGCACAGAACAUGCUACAGUUUAUAUGACAUAGAUGAAAUAGUAAAGGAGGGCGACAGUGAAGUUCCUUGUAAUUCGGACAACAUGACUCAGGCGCUGAAACAAGGCAGCAACUGGUGUCGUGAUGGUAAUUCUUUGUGCCUUGAAAGGUGGCAGGGUCCCAAUAAUGGCAUUACUUCCUUCGAUAACAUAGGCUUUGCUAUGCUCACCGUUUUCCAAUGCAUCACCAUGGAGGGAUGGACCGCUAUACUUUACUGGAUGAACGAUGCAGUUGGUAGUCAUUGGAACUGGAUGUAUUUUGUUCCCCUAAUAGUCCUCGGUUCUUUCUUCAUGCUUAACUUAGUACUCGGUGUAUUAAGCGGAGAGUUUUCUAACGAAAGACUUCGCGUUGAACGUAGGGCAAAGUUCCAUAAAACUCGAUCAAAAAAGCUUUUCAAUGAGUCGUUCGGAUCUUACUUGAAAUGGAUCACUCAAGCAGAGGAGGUAAUACUGGCUGAAGAGAGAACGACCGAAGAAGAGAAGAUGCACAUAAUGGAAGCUAGAAGGAGGGCAGCCAAAAAGAAGAAACUGCGGAAAAUUGGAAAAAGUAAAAGCACUGAUACGGAAGAAGAAGAACAGGAAGAAGACAUGGCAGACGAUGGUAAGUAUCAUUUAAGAUUAAUGUGUGUAGAUAUAGUUUUUCCUUAUUUAUUUUAAAUUGCACCACAUCAUGACACAAUAUAGGUAAAAAUCGUCUCGCAGAAUUCAAAAAAUUAUUAGGUGCGAAAGACAUUAUUCCCAACUUGUUUCAAUAGCAUUUUUAUACUUAUAAUAAUUAAUAUGGUACCUAUGGUAACUUUUAAUACGCUUUUUUAAAAUACCAAGGGAUUUGAGGGGUUAUUAGUCCAAAAAAAGAAAAAACUAAAUACCAUAAUUCCAUAAGGAAACUUUUAAAAACGCCAAGGCGGUCACACACCCGGUGCCAUCGUAUGCCGGACAGACAUUUUGUGCAUGUCUUGCCGCACUGUUUACCGCUUAAUUGGAGACUGUCUUUAACUGAGGAUGGCACCUUGGGUGUCGAAAUGCCUUUUAAACUUGACUUUUGAGUUAAUUGCUCAAACAAUUUCAU
Messenger RNA from Agrilus planipennis (emerald ash borer), 2266 nucleotides. Its product is annotated as voltage-dependent calcium channel type A subunit alpha-1-like. The coding region runs from base 571 to 1854 and encodes 427 amino acids. Gene Ontology annotation, molecular function: high voltage-gated calcium channel activity. The transcript is spliced from 10 exons. The record is from RefSeq and is a predicted model, not a curated record. Lineage: Eukaryota; Metazoa; Arthropoda; Insecta; Coleoptera; Buprestidae. Gene Ontology annotation, cellular component: membrane; voltage-gated calcium channel complex. Gene Ontology annotation, biological process: chemical synaptic transmission; calcium ion import across plasma membrane.